GGGUCCCGUGUCAGGCGGCGGCUGUCGGGGCUCUGCCCUGCUUCGGGGGCAGGGCGCUGCGGGGGCGCACGGCGGGGCAGGGGGCGAGAGGACGAUGGCUCCCUUGCAGUAAAGACCGCGCCGGCAACGGGGGACGGGGUGGGUCGUGUCAACCUUCCCAAAUGGUCUCUGCCGCUAAUGCCGAUUCUCUGCUGCGCAGGAGUCCCUGCGAAUAUAAUUCACCUACCACUGUCUUCAGCAGGAAAGAGGCUAAUCCCAUUUCGCGAUUUACCGGGCCCGCCGCGAGCAGGUGAGGCGGCGGCAGAGGUGGGCGCCGUGGGACUGGGCCGUGCCCCCCCCCGCCUGCCGCAGGAUGUCCGGUCUGUCCUCCGCAGUGUGUUUGACGAAGUCAUAGAGGUGCGUGCGCUUGACAGUGCUGACUCAGUCCGUUUGGCUCUGAUGCAGAGGCCAGAACUAGGUGUAACCUUCACUAAACUUCACUGUUGGACACUUACUCAUUAUAGCAAAUGUGUCUUCAUGGAUGCAGACACUUUGGUGCUUUGCAAUGUCGAUGAAUUGUUUGAUCGAGAAGAGUUUUCAGCAGCUCCUGAUUCUGGCUGGCCUGACUGCUUUAAUAGUGGUGUAUUUGUGUUCCGACCUUCUUUGAAAACUUACAACCUACUGCUCCGGUUCGCUGCUGAACAUGGCAGCUUUGAUGGGGGUGAUCAAGGCUUGUUGAAUAGCUUCUUCAGCAACUGGGCAACAGCAGAUAUUGGCAAACACUUACCUUUCCUCUAUAACUUAAGCAGCAGUGCUGUAUACACCUAUGUUCCUGCUUUCAAUCAUUUUGGUAGAGAUGCCAAAGUUGUUCACUUCUUGGGAGCAACAAAGCCCUGGAACUACAAAUAUAACCUUCAAACAAAGAGAGUUAUGCAGGAUGGCACCACCUCUGGAUCUUUUCAUCAGCUAUCAUUUCUUGCCCUCUGGUGGAAUAUAUACAGUGCCAGUAUAUUGCCUUUGUUAGAAAAACUUCAAAAGAUGGAAGAAUCGGAAUCUGAGGAAUGCAAGCAUACUUUCAAUGGAGUUGAAAUUACACUGAAAAAGGUCAGUCCUUCUGUGGCCAAUUCGCUGCAAAUGCCUGUGCUUCCAGAGCAGACAUAUGAAAUAUAUCCCACAGCAUGUUCACCUGAGGAACUCACUUUCAAAGCUCAACCUGUAUGUGAAGUUGAACAAAGCGGUUCUAACGUCCAUCUCUCUGAGCCUGACAGACCUUCAGAGCAACUUGUAUUUCAUCCUGCCUUUCAGGAAACCUCAGAACUGAACGAGGUCGCACAUUCUGUUUCAGAGCUGUCUAUUCACUUCAAACCAGAAGAACCAAGUCCGGAAGAUGAACGGAGAAAAUGGGAGGAAGGACGCAUGGACUAUAUGGGGAAAGAUGCUUUUGAACAUAUCAAAAAGAAAUUGGAUGCAUUUUUACAUUAAGAUGGAGUGUACUGUAAUGGCCAUCAUGAUCCAUGUUUCUUCUAUAAAUGCAGUCCUUGAAUACUUGGCUAUCUUCAUAGUUUAUUUGACACCAAAGUAAAAGAGGUAGAUAUGGAUCCUCAUAUAUUUUGGGGGAAGAUUAACAGAUACAGGCUCUUGUUUUUUAACUGUUAAGUGUGCCUCAUCUUUAUUCUGUGUGUCUCAUCUUCAUUGUUCUCCCAUUGUGCCUUCUGAAUGGUACUCUCUGAGUCUGAACUCUCAUAUUUAUCACUCUUCCCUGCUCCUCCCCAUAGCAUUCUGCAGAAAUAGUUGUGAGUGUAAAACAUGUUGGAAGUUGAGAUUAUUUCACAAAUUGAGAUUAUUUCAAAAGUACUUUUACCUUUUAGAAGAUGCUAUAAAACUAUUUAAAUGAAACCCUUGUUCUUGAAACCAAGUUAACACUUGCAAGGGCAACCAUGGUGUAGACUUCAAUAUGAGUAAAAAGUGAGGAGAUGAAAUCCUGGCCUCAAAGGAGUCUGCAACAAACUUUUUCACUUAAGUAUACUUAGGAUUAAAGGAAAUUCAGACUUUGUCUGAUAUCACUAGUGGAUGUUCUCCCUAUUUAUAGGAAGCUGCUCAGCUUCAUCACCAGCGUGAUGAAGAGUGGUGUAAAACUUAAGACAGACUGAUAACGUAUGUUAACCUUUUAUAUUGUUGCAAUAGGAUAUUGUUGCUUUUUUAAAAAAUAUUGUUAAAUUUACUUGCAUAUUCAGAGUUGCAUAGUCAGAGGAAGAAAUGCUGACACUAUGGCGUAAACCUUCUGGUGCUUUAUAUCAAUUUGUUUACAGCAUUCAAACUGCAGUUGACAAAGGCGUUCUUCUCCUUUAGCAUGGUGGCCCCAUACUGCAGGCAGUUUGAGUGCAACUGAAAACACAGUUGGCACUUGUUUUAGUAAACAGGCCCUUUGAAGAUCUUUUAAACAAUAGCUGUGUGUGGGAACUAAUAAAUCUGCGAGUGUAGUUCCAGAAAAUUUUACUUAUGAGACUCCAUUAUAUUAAGGAUACUUACGGGGGAUUGCUUUGUGAAUUUGGGUAUUUAAAUUUGUCUUAACAUACAAGGAAGAAUAAAUACUUUGAAAGAAAGAAGCUGGACAGGUGUGCUAAUAUGAUAAGAGAUUCGACACAGUUAUUCAUAACGCCAGUCAAUAUUAGAAUAAGAAUUCUGCAGUGUUGAUGCAGGACUUGAAACACAUUUCAGUCCACCAAUGUCACCAAUUUUAGUACAGAUAUACCUAAUAAAAUAACUUGGGAAUUCUGUUUAAAAAGCAAUGAUGUAACACUAUGCAUCAGAGGGAUUCCCAUAGAUGCUAGUGGAGAAAAAGGCAGGGUAGGAGGGAAGGAAUUUUUGUUUCUUUUUCCCCCAUCAAAAAGGAUGGGGGUGGGUGGGGAAUAACUUGCACAAAUUAGGAAAGGAACGAAAGAGUCAAAAGGUCCCUUAAAGGAAGAAGAAUUAUCUUUGAGUGUUUUAGAAUUACUUUCUAAUAUUCACAAUAGUGGAUUUGCUUCUACUUUUGUGGGGUAUUUCUAAUUUUAUCUAGUUCUUUAUUUCUCAUUUGUUCUAAGCACUCUUAAAGUGGGAAUCUCUUUGGUGGGUCUGCUGAAUUCAAGCUUCUAGUUCAAAUUAGAUGUUUAGCGUCUCUGAAGUCAAAGAGAGAAAUGUCCAGAAGAUGAUUUUUCUCAAUUUCUCCAUUGAUCAUAAAAGAAUGCUCAAUAACCUGCCUCUCCUGGGUGGGUAACCUUCGCAUGUUAACGCAGAUGGGUGCGUUCUGCCUCUUGCCGCACGUGGCCCAGUGCAGCACUAGGCGGAGAUUGCAACAGCUGCAGUGUACUCUUAGCACGUGGCAUUUGAUCUGCUGAUUAUCCCUCUUCCUUAGUGAACUUGUGCACUUCUGAGAAAGUUACUCUGUUUUAUAAGCAUUAUUGCUAAUAUAAUUAAAACAGUUUUUGAAGACUAUAUAAAACUGUAGUCAACAAUGUGAACUCAUGCUUCAUGCAGCUGUACUUUUUACAGUAACUACUAGAUCUUACUGGGCACAUGAACUAGAUUAUGGGAGGAAAAUUAUGUGAAAUCAGUAACUGAAAGGUUUUCAAAUAGGCAUAUGAAUGUAGUAAAUGGAAUGUAGUCGUGGAAUACAUCUGGAAGUGCUAAUAUGUAAAAUGGUACUGUGUGUGAAUUAUACAAUGUUUUGCAAAGAAAUGUAGUACAUUAAUAUCAUGGAAAUAAAAUAGAAAUGGAAAGGACGUGUGAAGUCAUGUGCUUAUCAGAUAUUGCAGAGUUACAGGUUGUUUAUGUUGUGCCAGGCAGUAUUAUUUGUGACUGACUAGUUACUUUAAUAUGUUUUUUAAUUUUAUUAAAUUACAUUUGAGACAUUAGCACUACCUGCUGCGCAGAAUUAAAAGGUGUGAGUUAUAAUUAUUUCUACAGGCAUACAUAAUUAUAAGCUUUAGGAUCUCUUGAAUUAGCACAACAGUAGUUGGUUUAUUGUAUUUCAUGGAAAAGUACAGCUGUGGUUAAAAACCCUGCCCGAGUUUUUGUGUACUGUCUUCACACAAAAAAUGUCGAUGUAGUUACAAGUAAUGUAGUGUCGUAGUGGAUUCUAGCACAGUACUGUUGUCAUCUUAGUGUGGGAAGGGAGAAUCUUGUGAGUGAAUCCAGAAUUUUUGAGUGCUGCACUUUGGGCAGCGUUCUUUGCUCUUACAGACAUCACUCUGAAAUCUUGGGGCGACAAGCAGGUCUGGGGGUGUUGUGGGCAGCGUGUUGCCAUGAACCACAGGGCUGAGGUUUGCCAAGUCAAAAUGUGACUUGGAAAAAAGCAAGCUUUGCCUAGAACUUCUUCUAUGUUAGAGCGUGGUAUGGCCCCAGGUAUUUUUAGGGUAAAGAAAGUUAAGAAAUGUAGGCUUUUUGGCAGCACCUAAACAAGAUGUAUUUUCACUUUGGGAAUUUGGAAGGCACUAUAGAAUAAUAACCUCAAUGAAAUGUAAAGGGAAAAAAAAAAAGGCAUGGUAAAAUGAGAACCACUGAAGAUCUUUUACCAGCUGGUCUGUGCGUGCGUGUGUGACUGAGAGUUUUGUCAGUAUUGUUUAAACCCUAGUGACCUGAGAAGCAGCUGUAAGGAUUUUGAAAGGCCAGACUCUGACCUAUUGCUGUGUGGCAGGCUCUCUAUUAAAAGAGGACAGCUUGUUUUUAAACCAAAACAUGCUGAUUCUUCUUCUGUCAUGUGCUUAGUUAUUCACAGCUAGACUUAGAGGGUAAUUUUAUUUGCCAUACAACAAUUUUAUUGGGUGUUCUUCAUGUGUAAACAGGAGAUAGUGUGGGU
Molecule: messenger RNA, 4816 nt
Organism: Grus americana (Whooping crane)
Lineage: Eukaryota; Metazoa; Chordata; Aves; Gruiformes; Gruidae
Gene: GYG2
Product: glycogenin 2
Exons: 8
Coding region: 178-1461 (427 amino acids)
Cellular component (GO): cytoplasm
Molecular function (GO): glycosyltransferase activity
Source: RefSeq, a predicted model, not a curated record